Morchella sextelata is the source of this 1863-nucleotide messenger RNA. RefSeq lists its product as uncharacterized. The transcript is spliced from 2 exons. The record is from RefSeq and is a predicted model, not a curated record. NCBI's taxonomy places the organism in Eukaryota, Fungi, Ascomycota, Pezizomycetes, Pezizales, Morchellaceae. Gene Ontology annotation, biological process: membrane protein proteolysis. Gene Ontology annotation, cellular component: membrane; lumenal side of endoplasmic reticulum membrane; cytoplasmic side of endoplasmic reticulum membrane. Bases 1 to 1863 code for a protein of 620 amino acids. Gene Ontology annotation, molecular function: aspartic endopeptidase activity, intramembrane cleaving.
AUGGAUAAUCCCCCCGCUGCUCAAGAGAGCGACACCUCACUUGUGGCUCGAGUCAUCGCAGCUAUCUUGUUUAACGGCCCUACAGUCAUCCCGUUCAUCCCAACCUAUCUUCAUCUCAUCGUUGCCGCCGUGCUGCCCAUCUGCACCGGUGCCCAUGCUUCCCUCAAACGCCCCGCAAACACACUCUCUCCUGCUCAGGUUCGCAAGUCUCGUAACGGACAGGAAACCGAUGACGACCUUCUCGAAGACGAUGAGGACGAGGAUGACGAGGCCUCGGCAUCGCCCAUCGAAAACCUGACUGCCACGGAUGCUUUGAUGUUUCCGGUCACCGCUGGUGUUGUUCUCGGGGGUCUCUUCCUUAUCAUCAAGUUUUUGAACGACCCCAGUAUCCUCUCGCGUAUCAUGACAUGGUACUUUUCGGUCAUGGGUGUAUUUGCUGUUGGGAAGACUACUUCGGAUCUCUUGAGCAUUUCCAUCUCAUACGUCUUUCCCGGGCGCUUCCGCUCGGCUGAUGGCAAGAUUUAUGUUGCGGGAUACAGCUCGUACAAGGCCAAGGAUAGUGACUCCAAGAAGGAGAAUCCGUGCGGAAGACUGUGCUUUUUGCCCAAGAGCCUCUGGGGACCAACCUGGGCACUGAGGCGCACACUUGGAAUGAGAUGGUGUCUGGUUAUUAAGUCAAAAGGCUGGAGCCAAAAUAUCAAGAAAAGAUUUUGGGUUGGCGAUCUGGUUGGCUUGGUGUCAGGCUUGAUGGUCGUCGGGGCUUAUGCUCUUGGAGGAAAGCAUUGGACCUUAUCUAAUAUUAUGGGAGUUUCAUUUUCUUAUGGAGCUGUGCAGUUGAUUUCACCUACUACCUUCCAGACAGCCAGUAUCCUCCUCGGAGCCCUUUUCUUCUACGAUAUUUUCUUCGUUUUCUACACGCCACUCAUGGUUACAGUCGCUACAAACUUGGAUGUCCCCAUCAAGCUACUGUUCCCGCGCCCCGGAGUAACCAAGGAUGGAAAAGCAGCGUUGGCCAUGCUUGGCCUUGGUGAUAUCGUAAUUCCAGGGCUUGUAGUUGCUAUGGCUCUUCGUUGGGAUCUUUGGAGGUUCUAUGAAUCUAAGCGUAGAGCAAACUUGGAACGGAUGGAGAAGUCGGCCGUGGAUGAGAUUGCAGACAGUGACGGACACGACAUCAAGCGUAGAAAAACCAUGAGCGAGGAGGAACUUGUUCUUUUGACGAAGCCACGAUACGUUAAAGUUACUGGUAUCUUCGGGGAGCGUUCCUGGGGCGGUGUUGAGGGCACUGCAUUUGGCAAAGAGUACUUCUGGUCCAGCAUCUAUGGAUAUAUUGCGGGCAUGAUUGCAACGUUGAUGGUAAUGCACGUUUUCAAGCAUGCGCAGCCAGCAUUGCUAUACCUCGUACCUGGUGUGUUGGGUUCUAUCUGGGGAACCGCCGCAUAUAGAGGAGAACUCGGUCUCAUGUGGCACUACACUGAAGAGGGCGAUCCAUUGCCCGAAACCACAGUACCAGAGAAGAAGAAAGCGGACGAGAAUCCAUUCGAAGAGAAGAAACCUUUUGAAGCCAAAGAGGAAACGACUGACGAUAAUGAGCAUGAUGAUGAUAAAUCCACCAAAUCCACCAAGUCCUCCAGGUCCUCUCAGUCUACCAAGUGUGAAGACGCGCCAAAACAGGAGAAGGAGGAGGAGGAGGAUGAAGAGGAGGAGUGGAUCAGUGUCUCGGUGACCAAGAAGCCUGCUGUCGGCGCUAGACGUAGAAAGGUGAAAGGAAAGGGCAUGGAAGUCCCAGCUUCAAUAGCUGACGAGUUGGAAUUGUUGAGCUCGUCAAGUACCACUUCCUCGGCCGAGGCCGAGGCUGAAGCUUAG